Molecule: messenger RNA, 2814 nt
Organism: Columba livia (rock pigeon)
Lineage: Eukaryota; Metazoa; Chordata; Aves; Columbiformes; Columbidae
Gene: WDR77
Product: WD repeat domain 77
Exons: 10
Coding region: 54-1121 (355 amino acids)
Biological process (GO): oocyte axis specification
Cellular component (GO): methylosome
Molecular function (GO): protein binding
Source: RefSeq, a predicted model, not a curated record
CGGCGGGAGCACGUUGGGGAGACACACGCCGGUUCGCUCCCGCUCCCGCCGCCAUGGAGGAGCCGCCGCCCGAGCAGCCCCCGCCGGCCCCCGCACCCCCGCCGGGCGGGGAGCAGGACGCGAAUGUUGCUGGGCCCGAGUGGAACAUCCCGCCCAACGCGCCCGCCUGCAUGGAGCGGCACCUGGAGGGCGCGCACUAUCGUGCAGACGGGGCCCUGCUGCUGGGCGCCUCGGGGCUGAACGGGCGCAGCUGGACCGGUUCGCUUUGGGUGUUCGCCGACCCCCGCCGUGCCCCCAGCGAGGGAUUCUGCACCGCCGGCGUGCAGACCGAGGCGGGGGUCGCCGACCUGCGCUGGGUGGCGGACAGGGGCAUCCUGGUGGCCUCCGACUCCGGUGCUGUGGAGCUGUGGGAGCUGGAGGAGAACGAGACCCUCAUCGUCAACAAGUUCUGUAAAUACGAGCACGAUGACAUCGUGAUGGCGGUGGCCGUCCUGGCGGGCAGCACCCAGGCUGUCAGUGGUGGCAGGGACUUCUGCGUGAAGGUCUGGGACCUGCCGCAGCAGACGGUGCUGCACUCCUACAGAGCUCACUCCGAUGUGGUGACGUCUGUGGCUUCCUGUCCUGGUAAGGACACCGUGUUCCUGUCCUGUGCUGAGGACAGUAGAACUUUACUCUGGGACACCAGAUGCCCAAAACCAGCUACUCGAAUUGUUUGCAGUGCCUGUAAUUACCUCCCUACCUCAGUCAUGUGGCAUCCACAGAAAAGUGACAUCUUUGCUUUGGGUGAUGAAAGUGGAACAGUUGCACUAGUAGACACAAAGAACCCUGAAUCUGCCCUCAGCUCCACUGUGCAUGACCGAAGGAUCACGGGGUUUGCGUUUUCUGCACAUAGCUCACCCUUUCUGGCCACGAUCAGUGAAGACUGUUCAGUAGCCGUUCUUGACUCAGACCUCUCAGAGGUUUUCAGAAACCGUUCUCAUCGAGACUUUGUCCAAGGUUUGUCGUGGUCUCCUUCGGACGAUGCUUUGCUCACUACGGUGGGAUGGGAUCACCAGGUGUUACAUCACACUAUCCCCAUACCAACUGGUGAAGCUUCUGGAGUCAACUGUGUAAACGAGUAGUUUUAUAAACUCACGGUCCAAAUUCCUUCUUGGCAUUACUUUUUCUGCUGAAGUCAGAGGUGUGUGUGAACUGGAGCGGGUAUGGUUUGUUGUCUGCCUUGAAACUUGUGACCAAGACGGUUCCUGUAGUAAUUUUGAGUUAGGCAUAAAUUAGUUACAAACCAAGCUUUACCCUCUCCUCAGGAGUUGGCUUCAUCUGUGAUAAGACUUCAGUAUUUUACCCAGAAAAAAAUUGACUUCAGGCAUAGGGGAGACAUGGAGAGAUAGGGAAUUAUGUAUAAUUAAAAAAAAAAAAGAAAGAAAAAAUACUCCAUUUCCUCCCUCAGUUCUCAAAACCAUCCAUAGAAUUAAUGGAAUUGAUGGAAACAUUUCUAGGGGGAGGUUAAAAACACCCACCUCUUGCUAGUUGGAUGUGAGAACCUCACCCUUGAGGAAAGUUCUUCACUGUGUAGAUCAGUUCUUCCAACUGAAUGGGAAGAUAUGUUGGCACAUAAAGACCAGAAGGGUUGGUCUUCAGUAUCUCCUAGUGCGGAUCCUGUGGUGAGCGCUGCUUAUGCGCUUCUGCUCCAUCCGUGGGUAUCAGAUCCCAGUGCUUGGUGUGAGGAGCCUUGUGUGCUGUACGAUAAGGAUCCCAGUGUAGCCCUGUAAUUAAACACCUCCGUGAUUCCACCCAACACAUCCUGAAAUACCGGUAUCCGUGGUGCUCAAUGUCGGCUGAGCUGAGCUCAGCUCCGAGGAGCUGUCGCUGUAACAUGCUAAAAGCCGAGAGAAAUUAGCAGUUGCUGGGACGUUUGACACCAUGUUUCAUAUCCUCUGUGCUGAAGACAGCUUACUCAAAGACAAGACCUGUGAACAAAAGUUUAUAUAAGGGAAAAACUGGACUAAGGACUUCAGUUUGCAUUUGCUUGCUUCUAUAAAGAGUCUGCUUAGUGAUAAACGAGACUCAUUAUGCACUUGUGAUGAGUGACUUUCUGUGCUGGAGCCUGAGGGGACCAGGCAUUCCUGUCAUCCUCAAAACAGACUCCCCAGGAUACUUAGAGGUGGUUUUUUUUGUAAUAUGCCACAUACUUUUCAAACUAAACUGUUUCCCUUUAACAUAUUUAACUGAAAAAAAAACCCAAAUCAUUGCUCUGCAUGCAUUGCCACUGCUCUAGACGUGGCCUGCUCCGUCCUGGUAUUUCCUAGACAGAAUAAAGCAAGUCCUGACUAAUGAAACAGAAAAAUGCCGUUGACAUGAAUGCUACUCCUGGUUCUUUAGCUUGAUAGCAACACUAAAACUUACACCACUUCCAGUGGGCUUAAUCCUGCAUAAACAGGUUUUUAGUUGAUGCAAAUUAUGUAAAGCCCACAAUUAAUUUUUAGGCAGAUGAAGCUUUCCCAGGCUCUGUACUUUUCUCAUACUCUUUUUAAACCUUGUUUGCUGCUUUUUUAAGUUUCCAUGUCGUACAGGUGUUUACAGAGCAAGCUUUCCUGAUGUAGAACCGCGUAUGACAAGGAAAAGGUAAAUGAUGAUACAAACUGACAAAUUUCUCCAAAAGUACCCCUUGAACAACCAAAAGUUCCCUGUUACGGGCCUCUGAUGGUGUAUGGAAACUGAAACAGGUGUUGUGCUGUUUGUAAAAAAAAAAAAGAGUUGUCUUGGCAAAAGUGGAAGACAGUUUUUAAAUAAAUCAUAGUUAUCAUUUGUAACUGA